GUGCCGCCUCAUGGCCAGCAUCUACCCGGGCGUGCAGUUCAUCCUGGUCAAGGCCGACGGCACCAGCUUCCCCAACGGCGACGCCUGGAAGUGCAUCACCUGCGGCGUUCCCGAGGCCAACCGCGCCGGCGUGACGGGCGACCUCGCCUCGUACCCCCAGGCCUUCUACGACGGGACCCGGGCCCUUUCCGGCAUCAACAUCAUCGACUGUGGCGGCGCCGAGCUCGCAAGCGAGGCCUGCACGCCCAACGGCACGCACAUCUACCCGCUCUUCCUGGACGACGGGGGCAACGUGCUCACCGGGUCCGAGAAGGUGACCUACACGGCCCUGAACCUGACAAACGGCCACUGGGACUGGUUCUCGAACCUAACCUCCACCGGGCCCCUUCACGGCGGGACCAAGAUCACGAGCGACGGCGGCUUCCACUUCGAGGUGGACGCGCUGUACAACUUCUUCACCGCCAACGGGACUCUCGUCACCAAGGUCGACGGCUUCGGGCCCUGGGUCCAGCCUUGCAAUGAUUGCUAG
This is a messenger RNA of Diaporthe citri, 529 nucleotides long. RefSeq lists its product as uncharacterized. The transcript has a single exon. NCBI's taxonomy places the organism in Eukaryota, Fungi, Ascomycota, Sordariomycetes, Diaporthales, Diaporthaceae. The record is from RefSeq and is a predicted model, not a curated record. The annotation marks the transcript as partial.